This is a messenger RNA of Emericellopsis cladophorae, 333 nucleotides long. RefSeq lists its product as uncharacterized. Lineage: Eukaryota; Fungi; Ascomycota; Sordariomycetes; Hypocreales; Bionectriaceae. Bases 1 to 333 code for a protein of 110 amino acids. The record is from RefSeq and is a predicted model, not a curated record. The transcript has 3 exons.
AUGAGUAUCACGCAUACCGUGCUCUUCAAGAUCCAGGCGGACGUCAAGCCUGAGGAUGUGAAAGCGGCUUGCGAUCGCUUUCUUGCGCUCAAGGACAACUGCAUCCACCCAACAAAGAAUACUCCUUACAUCGCCUCGUUGAAGGGUGGACAGGACAACUCUCCCGAGGGAUUGCAGAAUGGCAUCACUCAUGGAUUCGUCGUGGAAUUCAACUCUGUAGAGGACCGAGACUUUUAUGUCAAGACGGACCCUGCUCAUCAGGCUUUUAUCAAAAGCAUUGGCGGCCUAGUCGAGAAAGCCAUCGUGGUUGACUUCUCCAAUGGCGUCUAUUAA